Messenger RNA from Pocillopora damicornis (cauliflower coral), 2923 nucleotides. Its product is annotated as stress-70 protein, mitochondrial. Lineage: Eukaryota; Metazoa; Cnidaria; Anthozoa; Scleractinia; Pocilloporidae. Gene Ontology annotation, biological process: protein folding. The record is from RefSeq and is a predicted model, not a curated record. Gene Ontology annotation, molecular function: ATP binding; ATP-dependent protein folding chaperone.
CCACUUACGCAAGAAAAGUCUUGCACCUUACGACUUGCAUCAGCUAUCUAAGGCCUGUACUUCGAACGCCUUUUCUCAAAAUCACUAGAAAUUGAAAAUGUGGUCUACUUUAAACACUUCUCGAAGAUCUCUCAAGCAUCUUGCCAGGGUUGCCCGUCAUGUGGCUUCACUGAGAUCGUUUGGGUCUGUCAGCAAUCAGAGAAUUAUUACCGAAGAUAUCCUGUCAAAAAAUGGAUUCUGUAAAAGUCGACCUUACAGCUCUGAAGCUGUGCGAGGUGCAGUUUGUGGUAUUGAUCUUGGAACAACAAACUCCUGUGUGGCUGUGAUGGAAGGAAAGACACCCAAAGUGCUUGAAAAUGCGGAGGGAUCCCGAACCACACCCUCAGUUGUAGCCUUUACCAAGGAAGGAGAGAGACUUGUUGGUACCCCUGCUAAGAGACAGGCUGUUACAAACCCAGAAAAUACAUUGUAUGCCACCAAAAGGUACAUUGGUCGCAGAUAUGAUGAUCCUGAGAUCAAGAAAGAUGCACAAAGUGUGUCAUUCAAAAUAGUCAAAGCCUCAAAUGGGGAUGCAUGGUUUGAAGCCAAUGGCCAGAUGUAUUCACCAAGUCAGGUUGGAGCUUUUGUACUCAUGAAAAUGAAAGAGACAGCUGACAGUUACUUAGGUACAACAGUCAAGAAUGCUGUGGUCACUGUGCCAGCCUAUUUCAAUGACUCUCAAAGACAGGCCACAAAAGAUGCUGGCCAGAUAGCUGGACUGAAUGUUCUGAGGGUGAUUAAUGAACCCACAGCAGCUGCAUUGGCUUAUGGCAUGGACAAAUCUGAAGACAAAAUAAUUGCAGUGUAUGACCUUGGUGGUGGUACCUUUGAUAUCUCCAUCUUAGAAAUACAGAAAGGAGUUUUUGAGGUUAAAGCCACAAAUGGUGACACAUAUCUUGGCGGAGAAGACUUUGACAACAAACUGCUUCAGCAUUUUAUUACAGAAUUCAAAAGAGAGAGUGGAGUUGACUUGUCCAAGGAUAACAUGGCUUUACAGAGACUAAGAGAAGCAGCAGAGAAAGCUAAAAUUGAACUGUCAUCAUCAGUCCAAGUACGUACUUUUACAGUGAAUAAUGCAUCACACAGCAAUUUGUUCAAAAUAUUGUAUGAAGUCAAGCAGAAAUUAGCACUCGCAGCAAGCAAUGAAGAUAAAUUAAGUUUUGCUGAUGUGUUUUGUUACCAGGUUCAAUCUACUGUUCAAGAAAUUUUUGGUCGUCCCCCUAGCAAAGCUGUGAAUCCAGAUGAAGCUGUAGCUGUAGGUGCAGCCAUCCAAGGAGGUGUGUUGUCUGGUGAUGUAAAGGAUGUGCUCUUGUUAGAUGUGACACCACUGUCAUUGGGAAUUGAAACUCUUGGUGGAGUCUUCACGAAGCUGAUACCCAGAAAUACAACGAUUCCAACAAAGAAAAGUCAGGUGUUUUCCACGGCAGCUGAUGGCCAAACUCAGGUGGAAAUCAAAGUACACCAAGGAGAGCGUGAAAUGGCUGCUGAUAAUAAGCUACUGGGGCAGUUCCAACUGGUUGGAAUUCCUCCUGCCCCUCGUGGUGUACCACAGGUGGAAGUGACUUUUGACAUUGAUGCCAAUGGUAUUGUGAAUGUAUCUGCCAGAGACAAAGGAACAGGCAGAGAACAACAAAUUGUCAUCCAGUCAUCUGGAGGACUGAGCAAAGAUGAAAUUGAAAACAUGGUGAGAGAGGCAGAGAAACAUGCUGAUGCUGACAGACAACGGAAGGAUCUAACAGAGGCAGUGAACCAGGCUGAAGGAAUCAUCCAUGAUACAGAAACGAAAAUGGAAGAAUUCAAAGAUCAGCUGCCAAGUGAUGAGACUGAUAAGCUGAAAGAAGAGAUAAACAAAGUGCGUGAAGUGCUGGCGAGAAAAGACAGUGAAACAGCGGAGUCCAUUCGACAAGCCUACAGUGAAUUGCAACAGAAGUCACUCAAACUGUUUGAAAUGGCAUACAAGAAGAUGGCCUCCGAGAGGGAAGGUGGAGCCUCGUCUUCAGGUAGCGAACAAACCGCAGGCACUGGUGAAGAGGAGGAGAAGAAGAAAGAAGAAAACUAAAUUAUUCGAAUUAGUUCAAUCCACGAUCUCUGCCUUCCAAGAAUUGCUACUAAAACAUAAUUGAUAAUCCCAUUGGAUUCUUGAGUGGCUAGAGAUCAUGGGCCACUUGAAAUAGGACAUCAUACCAAGAAGGGACUUGUUUCAAGCGAAGAUUUUGUGUCAGGAAUAUUGAUAACAUGAUGACAUUUGGCGAUCAUCUUGCUUUUAAUACAUUUGCGUGUUCAUUUUAAAAAUGGGGUGUUGUGGCAAUGUUGCUCGUUGUAUUCACACGCACUCUGCUUAGUAGAUGGCGAAGUUACUGAACGUAAGAGUACCAGGUUUUGUACGUAAGUGUUUGUUGCAUUCAUUCAGUGAAUCAUUUAUAAUUUGUAAGAGUCCAGAAAGGGUGAUUUAAGAUCAUCUUUUCUUGUCAGAACUUAAAUGCUGUACUGUUGUGUUGGUGUUCAUGUACCUAAGUAGAAGACCUUCUCUUAGACAACUUGUGCGAUGGAAAACUGGAGGUUCCCCCUGUAAAGUUCCACUCGCACGGAUCUCGCGCGGAUCAAAAAGUGUCACGCAGGCCGAUGAAUAGCGUGAAAGCUCAGCGCGCGCAAGCGAAUCUCGAUUCUUCGAGGGGCUCCUGCAAGAAUGCGCGUCAAUUAAUUCGAGCAUAUUCCAUCCUAUUGUACUUUGCCGGUUUGUUUUGCAUCUCUCCUAAAAGCCGAUAUCAAGGGGAAUUUAUUGUUCAUAGCUCCUCUGCUUUUGUUAAAAAUGGUGUGCAAAGAGAUGGAAAGCCCAUUAUCAUAUCACGCUCGGUGAAUAAAGAAAUACUUGAAUAAACGCGAA